Molecule: messenger RNA, 2366 nt
Organism: Eruca vesicaria subsp. sativa (arugula)
Lineage: Eukaryota; Viridiplantae; Streptophyta; Magnoliopsida; Brassicales; Brassicaceae
Source: the annotation of a GenBank genome assembly
UUCAUUUCAUUCAAAGAAUAGAAAUAUAGAAUAAAGUUUACAAAUAAUUCCUAUUAUUUUUGUCUGAAGGGAACAGACAAAACCAAAAAUGACGAAUAAUUUAUUUAGCGAAAAGCCCAUAAGGAAGGAUAUGAAUGAAUCAACGAGUUGAGAGUUUCUAGAAACGCUUAUCAUCAAAUAUCUCUAUAAAGCGCGACACACUCUCCUCUUCCACCUUCAUCAUCUUCUCUCUAUCCACUCACCUUUUUUUCUCUCACUGAAACUGUUACAUCUCUCACUCUUUUAAUCUUCUACUCUCUUUUUUUUCUUUUCGAAAAGAUCUUUGAUAUUAAUACUUUGGUGAUGGAACUCAUCCCUAAUCUUCCAGAAGACGUAGCUCGCGAGUGUCUCCUGCGCUCCUCCUACAAACAGUUCCCUGUUAUGGCCUCCGUUUGCAGAGGCUGGAACCGUGAAGUCUCUCUCUCUCAGUUUCUCCAGCAACGAAAAGCUUCAGGACAUAGCCAAGAGCUUCUUAUCAUGUCGCAGGCUCGUGUCGACCCGGACAGAGAACCCGGAUCCGGAAAGAAUUCCGCGUCGCAGGAAUACCGGGUCGCUGUUCUCGAAUCCGGGUCGGGUCUCUGGACAGAGCUUCCUCCGAUUCCGGGUCAAUCCAACGGACUGCCUCUGUUCUGUAAACUUGUUUCUAUCGGGUCGGAUCUCAUUGUCUUGGGUGGGCUUGACCCGGUUACGUGGCAGGCCUCUGAUUCGGUCUUCGUCUUCAGUUUCCUCAACUCCAAAUGGCGCGAGGGAGCAACCAUGCCAGGUGUCAAGAGAUCAUUCUUCGGAUGCGCUUCGGAUUCACAUCGGACGGUGUUGGUUGCGGGUGGACACGACGAAGAGAAGCAAGCGCUGACGUCAGCGAUGGUGUAUGAUUUGGGAGAAGACAAUUGGACUAUUUUACCGGACAUGUCGCGGGAACGAGACGAGUGCAAGGCCAUAUUCCACGCUGGCAAAUUCCACGUCAUAGGUGGAUACGCCACGGAGGAACAAGGGCAGUUCAGUAAAUCUGCUGAAUCAUUUGACAUGUCCACGUGGCUAUGGGGUCCAUUGAAAGAGGAAUUUCUCGACGGCGGGGAAACUGUUAGCACUCCGAUAUACGCCACCACCGGCGAAAACGGAGGAGAUCUGUACGCGUGCUGGCGAGGAGAUAUAAUGGUGCUGAGAGAUGACACGUGGCAUAAAGUAGGGCAGAUCCCUGCUGAUGUGUACAAUGUGGCGUACGUGGCAGUGAGGCCAGGAAAGCUGAUUGUGAUCGGCAACGGCAAGGCUUUGGCUGGUUACGGUGGAGCCACCGUAGGGUAUAGCUGUGAUUUAAGUAGCUUUCGAUGGGUUAAGUUAGAAACACAUGUUGGUCACGUGCAAGCUAGUUGCUUCUUGGAAGUCUAAAAUAUGUUAACCUCCAAUCUUUCGGAGUUUAGACCUAAAUCCCAACAAAAAUCAUAGUAGGCUUUCUUGGGUGAAAGUAAUAAAAUAUUCUAUAUAAAAUCAGAUGAUAUGGUAUUUAUCCAUUUACAGUGUUGAUGUCUACUAAAUUUUAUGCUUUCUUACAAAAAGAAUUCUACUGGAAAAUUCUAAUGGUACACCUACUAGUUAAGUAUCUAUAGUAUGUAGUACCAAGUACCAACUAAGACUUGGACCAAUGAUGUGAGUUAUGUUUUCCUUUGAGAGAGGAAAUGUGAUUGUGUGAAAUACAGUACAGAUGAUUCUGAUGUCAAAGAAAAAAGAAAAGAAAUAUAAAUAAUCCUAAGUAAGCUGAUGGGCUGAUUAUAUUAAGCCCAUUAUAUUUUUAUUGCAAGUCCAAUAAAUCACAUAUCUGUUGAUGCUUUCAAAAGGGGCUUGGGAUGGCACUGAAAUCAGAUACUUUUAGGUUGAGAAAAUGGAAGGCUAGAAUUUGAGAAAGAGAUUUGAAAAUUUGGAUUACACCUGAGGGACAGAGUUCGAAGAUAGACUGACAGAUGACUUUAAAGAGAGACGCAGAGACACCCUCUGUUACAAAGGGAAAUAGACGCCGCUUCAUUCUGCGUCACAGCUUUGUCUUUAAAUCCAACGGCUGGCAGGCAGCUUUAUGACACACACAAAUUCAAUUGAACGGAGCACACUGUUAUCGCCACAAGAACUGACCUUAUUUACUUUCUUCCCUAACCAAAAAAAGUCAACAUGUAGGUUAUCUAUUCAUUCACGUUCUUCUCUUACAUCAUUCAUCAACUUGUUUUCAAGUGAAAUAAAUUGUUUGACACUAGUAGAUGGCAUUAAAUAAGGUAAUAUGUAAUUAAUAUUUUGCUGUAGUUAAUUUUCCAAACUAUGCAGCUUGUGUUUUUAGACCUCCC